AGACCCCGAAGACCCCAUCAUAUCGCUUCUUCUAUUCCGACUGCUCGGAUGUGGCUGACUCUGAUGAUGAGAUGGCUUGACUAUUAGCUUUAGCACCCGAUCAAGUCCACCGACCACAGUAGUUAAUACCUUGAUUUGGACGACUCUAGCUCCUCUUGGUAAAACACCACACCUACCUACCCCGCGGCCUGGAGAACAACUAAUCUUUCACCUCUUUGCUCAAUCGUAGUCUGGAAAAUGGCGUCAGAUAUCCCAAAUAGCCCCAUAAAAAGGGCCAAAAGGCUGCUUCUCAACGCCGAGAAAACCUAUGUCGACCAAAACCCAAAUUCCAAGAACCAGCAUUACCUAGCCAGCGAGGUGUUACCAGGCGGCAACACUCGCUCAGUCCUACACACAGACCCGUUCCCAAUCUGCAUGAUCAAGGGCGAUGGAAACAAACUAGUGGAUGUGGAUGGACACGAAUAUCUUGAUCUCGUCGGGGAAAUGACAGCCGGCGUGUGCGGCCAUUCCAAUCCGACCAUCCGCAACACUAUCAUCUCUACCAUAACUCAAACCGGACUUAAUCUGGGUGCGACUACUACCGCAGAGACCUCGUUUGCAGAGGCAAUCCGCCGUCGUAUCCCGUCGAUAGAACAGCUACGUUUCUGUAACUCCGGUACGGAAGCUAAUCUACAUGCCCUUAGUAUCGCCCGUCGUGCGACUGGGUUGUCCAAAGUGAUAGUCUUCAGCGGGGGCUAUCAUGGCGGUGUUCUCACCUUCGCUCACGGCGUUGCCGAGAACAACGUCGACAAAGCAGACUGGAUCAUCGGGAGGUACAACGAUGUGGAAGGGACCCGACGGCUUAUUUCCGAGAAUAAAGGUAUAGCAGCAGGGGUGCUUGUGGAGGGCAUGCAAGGCGCUGCGGGGUGUAUUCCCGGCACGGCGGAAUUUCUCCACACGAUCCAGACGGCUACUAGGGAAAAUGGGAUGGUAUUUAUUCUGGACGAGGUAAUGACUUCGCGACUUGCGCCGGGUGGGUUGCAAUCCGUUAUCCGCAGUCCCUACGACAAUACUGUCUUGGAGCCUGAUAUGACGACGCUAGGGAAGUGGAUUGCUGGGGGGAUGACUAUAGGGGCUUUUGGAGGUCGGAAGGAGCUUCUUGCGGCGUAUGAUCCGCGGAUUGUGGAGGGUUCUUCGGAGAGGAAGGUUCCGAUUGCCCAUUCUGGCACGUUCAAUAAUAAUACGCUGGCUAUGAAUGUUGGGUUAGUUGCUUUUGAGAGGGUCUUCACGCCGGAGGUAUGUAUUGAGCUUAAUGGCAUGGGUGACUGGUUCCAACAGGGGUUGCAAGAGCGCUGUCAAGGUAUUAGGAUGGCAGUAACGGGUGUUGGGGCAGUGUGCAACAUUCACUUUACAUCGGACAUCGAAGAAACUGGGAUUAACUGCGUGGAAGACUUGGUAACGCAGCCAAAUGGCGUGCAAGCAAUACUGAAAGACUUGUUCUGGUAUUAUGCUGUUCGGAAUGGAUACUGGAUAGCCAGGCGUGGCUUAUUGAGUUUGAUCAUAGGAACUAGCAAAGCGGAACUUGAGGCCUUUAUUGAUAUGCUGGAGAGCUUUGUCAAAGAGCAUCAUGAUCUCCUUAGCUGAGGUCCGCGGCCUUUCAUAGCAAUAUAUUGUGUGGUUGGCGAGAAGAUGUCAACAGGCUUCCAGGUCUUGUCUUGAGGUGCUUGAAUAAAG
This is a messenger RNA of Aspergillus alliaceus, 1713 nucleotides long. Its product is annotated as pyridoxal phosphate-dependent transferase. Bases 238 to 1623 code for a protein of 461 amino acids. Gene Ontology annotation, molecular function: transaminase activity; pyridoxal phosphate binding. The record is from RefSeq and is a predicted model, not a curated record. NCBI's taxonomy places the organism in Eukaryota, Fungi, Ascomycota, Eurotiomycetes, Eurotiales, Aspergillaceae. The transcript has 2 exons.